Metopolophium dirhodum (rose-grain aphid) is the source of this 3574-nucleotide messenger RNA. It is a transcript of the gene Pka-C1, whose product is annotated as cAMP-dependent protein kinase catalytic subunit 1. Bases 276 to 1382 code for a protein of 368 amino acids. Gene Ontology annotation, biological process: peptidyl-serine phosphorylation. The transcript is spliced from 2 exons. The record is from RefSeq and is a predicted model, not a curated record. Lineage: Eukaryota; Metazoa; Arthropoda; Insecta; Hemiptera; Aphididae. Gene Ontology annotation, molecular function: ATP binding; cAMP-dependent protein kinase activity. Gene Ontology annotation, cellular component: nucleus; cAMP-dependent protein kinase complex.
UUUGAGAAUUUUUGGUCGGGGGAAAAAAAAGGAAAAAUUCUUUCCCUAUCAAUUUUUUCUAUUGACCAUUUUGUUUAUGUAUUUCCGUGAUUUUAAUCCCAUUACCGAUCGCCGUAACUAAGUCGUUGAUUAAACAAUAAUUAAUUAUGACAGUGCCCGAGCGUUUGCGAAUAUCGCCGUCGUACCGCCGAACCAGCCUCGUCCGAUUCUGAGCGUUGACCGUGCAGUGGACGUUCGGCGCAGCACACUAAAAAUCAGCUGAACGACGGUAGUUAAUGACAACUCGUUCGUUGGGAGCCCUGGAAGGUAAAAAAGCGAACGCAAUGGGCAACGCCGCGACGGCUAACAAGAAAGGCGACUCGGCCGAGAGCGUCAAAGAGUUCCUCGACCAGGCCAAGGAGGAUUUCGAGGAGAAGUGGAAAAAGAACCCAACGAACACGGCGGCCCUUGAAGACUUUGACCGUAUCAAGACGUUGGGUACGGGCUCGUUUGGCCGUGUCAUGAUUGUACAACAUAAGGCUUCCAAGGAGUAUUAUGCCAUGAAAAUACUUGAUAAACAGAAAGUGGUCAAGUUGAAACAGGUAGAACACACGUUGAACGAAAAGAGAAUUUUACAAGCAAUCAGUUUCCCGUUCCUCGUCAGUUUGAAAUACCACUUCAAGGACAAUUCCAAUUUAUAUAUGGUGCUUGAAUACGUGCCGGGAGGUGAAAUGUUCUCUCACCUGCGGAAGGUUGGCCGAUUCAGCGAGCCACAUUCGCGUUUUUACGCGGCUCAAAUAGUGCUAGCAUUCGAGUACCUACACUAUCUUGACCUAAUCUACAGAGAUCUCAAGCCAGAAAACUUGCUGAUCGAUUCGCAGGGCUAUUUGAAAGUGACUGACUUUGGUUUUGCGAAACGUGUCAAAGGGCGAACUUGGACCCUGUGUGGUACGCCUGAGUAUUUGGCGCCUGAAAUUAUAUUAAGCAAGGGAUAUAAUAAAGCUGUCGACUGGUGGGCUCUUGGAGUUCUAGUAUAUGAGAUGGCUGCUGGUUAUCCACCGUUCUUUGCUGACCAACCUAUACAGAUAUACGAGAAAAUUGUCUCGGGCAAAGUACGCUUCCCAUCACAUUUUGGUUCUGACCUAAAAGACCUACUGAGGAACUUGCUACAAGUGGAUCUUACUAAACGAUUUGGCAACCUGAAGAACGGUGUCAACGAUAUCAAAGGACACAAGUGGUUUGCAUCAACAGAUUGGAUUGCCGUGUUCCAGAAGAAAAUUGAAGCUCCGUUCAUUCCUAGGUGCAAAGGACCAGGAGACACAAGCAAUUUUGACGAAUACGAGGAAGAAGCAUUGAGAAUCUCUUCGACGGAAAAAUGCGCCAAAGAGUUUGCUGAGUUUUAAGGUACGCAAACUGUCUAUUUUAUUUAGAUACAUUUAUACAUUUUGUUUUUGCAACCUCAGUACACAAUUAAUAUUAAAAUAGGAGGACCAAACUGUUUAUGAGAAAUUCUGCUUGUAUCAAAAUUAUUAUAAUUUAGUAGGUUUUUACUAAGAUGGCUUUGUUUAGCCAGUGGCGUUCGCAGGAAAUCAAUUUUGUUCAAGAGUCAGAAAACUCAGAAAUAUUGUUAUUACAUCAUUGUGUGAAUAUCUACACCAUGCCGAACUAAAAUGACAAUGGUACAUUUCAUACAUAUAAAUAUACUUAUGUAUAUUUAUACAAUAUCAAAAUCUUGCUCUACCUUAGAUAAGAUACAAUCUCUUUUUAUAUUGAUUGUGUUCUUUUGUUAACUUGUUUACAAUAUCUGAAUUAAUAUAUUUCUUUUGAUCCUAUCUUGUUGUUAGAUUUUGACAAAUUGGGACUUUAGAGACAUAAUAGAUAAUUGAAAUAUAGUUAUUUGUAAAAAAAAAAUAAACAUAUAUAUAAUAUAAUAUAUUAUAACAAUAAUAAUAAUAAAAAUAAAAAUAAUUAUUAAUAAUUAACUAAAUUAAAAUAUUACUAGCUGUUACUUAUAUCAUAUUAUUAUUAUAUAGUGCAUUCUGACCUCUGCGUACACCACUGCCUAAGUUUUCUCAAACCUUUUUAUUUACUCAAAAUAAUCAAAUAUGGUUAAAUCAACUAUUAAAAUGAAUAGAACAAUUUUUUUUUAGCCAAUAAUUUAAGUGUAUACGUAAAUAAUUUUCCUCAUCAUAAUGUAUUAUUUUAUGUUUAAAAUCGGUGCCAUUUGUAUUGAACCACCAUUUGAACAACAGGUAUCCGAUUUCAUUGCUUUUAUUAUCUGUUUAAACAUUCUAAAGAGCUUGUCUAAUAUUAAUUACUGUAUGGUAAUUAUUAUUGUUAAUUAUUUUUUUUUCGGAAUUGGAUAGUUCCUAGUGAAGUUACAUUAUAAAUUUCCAAUGUUAAUUACAUUUUUUGUUCAUACAAUAAUGUUAAAAAAAAAAAAUAAUAAUAUAAAAAUGUUCUGAAUGAUUAAAUCUAUUAUGUAAAAUGCUAAAAUUUUGAAAACAAAUUGCAUUUAAAUAAUAUAAUAUUUACUUUUAUGUUUUAGUUCAAAUGUAAAGUUUCUUAAAAACAAAUUUGAGUAAUUGUUAUUUUUUGUAUAGACAUUUAAAAAAUUUUUUUUAACUUGUUAUAAUAUGUUAUCUACACUUUUUGAUGUUUUAUUUGGAAUUCACUAAGAACUAUUCAUUUUGUAUUCUGUUUUGUUUUUCUUUAUACAUAUGUAUGUAUUUGUUUAUUUAUUUUUAUUUUUGUGUCGAGUGCAAUGCUAUAAUGUGUUAAGUGGUUUUUUAUGUAGAGUUCACACUGAAAAUAUACUACAUAAUAUACAAUAAUAAUUAAUAUAAUUAUAAUUAUAGACUUAAACAGUUAAAGAUAUACUAGAUAUUAGCAUUUUAUUAGGUUUCUUUAAAAAAACAUUUUGUCCCAUUAACUAUACCUAUUUAAUAUAUAAUGUUAAAUUGGCUUGCCAACAUUUUGUGACAGAAUACUAAUACCCAUGUAUGUAUUUUUUGUUUAUAUAUAUACUAAGCUCUAACUGAUAUUUCAUUUUUCGUGCGGAGUUCAGGGUAUGUUUCCCGGAGUUAGAAGCAUCUACAUAUAACAACUUGUACUUAACUUAAAAUUAUGUUUUUCUUUAGGUAUCAGUCUUGAAAUGGUGUCAGCUCUUAUGAUUUUAAGUUAUAAUAAAACUAAAAAUAAUUUUAAUAAUAAUCGCUUUACUUAUCUACUUAUUUAUUACACACCUACAGUCUUUUUGUGAUUUCUCCUAAAUUAAUUACAUUAAUUAUGUUUUAUUUUAAUUAUUUGUUUGUCAUUUUGUAAGAAGCACAAUCUAUGAAAUCAUAUUCUUGUUACCAAUAUUUACCAUGUUUAGAUUUUAAAUGUGUAAUAAUCUAUAACUUAGUCUAAAUGAGCAUAAAAGAUCCCUAGUCAGUAUUUCAAAAAACUAAAUUAAUAAUUAUUGUUUUAUUAAUAUUUCACUUUAUUAUUGUUUAACUUUUGUUUUUCGAUUGUCUAUUUUUAGUUACAAUUGAUGAGUAUUAUUUUAAAUUAUUAUUACGUUUUUAUUAUUAUUAAUUGUGAUGUUUUUGUU